Molecule: messenger RNA, 2742 nt
Organism: Abrus precatorius (Indian licorice)
Lineage: Eukaryota; Viridiplantae; Streptophyta; Magnoliopsida; Fabales; Fabaceae
Product: LEAF RUST 10 DISEASE-RESISTANCE LOCUS RECEPTOR-LIKE PROTEIN KINASE-like 1.2
Exons: 4
Coding region: 289-2340 (683 amino acids)
Biological process (GO): protein phosphorylation
Molecular function (GO): protein kinase activity; polysaccharide binding; ATP binding
Source: RefSeq, a predicted model, not a curated record
GAUAUUCUUUUGGUCAAGUCAAUGGCAUAUAGAGAGAAGUAGGAAAGUGAGGUGUAGUUUCGUGGGUGACUCUCGUUUUCUAUAACCCUAUCAACUAUGGCCUGCCAUUAAUGCCAAUGCAUUUCUUGUUCUCUACGGUCAACACAACACAACACGUCCUUCCUUCAUUCCUUCUUAUUAGAGAUUGGGAAUUGCUUUAUAUUAUAUGGUGAUGGGUGAUGCAUAUGAUAUAUAAAACAGAGUGUAGUAAGUGAAAGAAAAGAGCUUGGCUUGGCCUUGCACAUAAGAAUGGAUCAUCACAUCCGUAACACACCCUUACUCCUCACAACCAUAGCCACCAUCUUUUUCUUCAUCUUAACAAAUUUGGCACAAUACCACUGUGAUGAAGAAGACACCAAAUACAGUAAUUGUAGCAGGCCUUACAUGUGCGGAGGUGUGACCGCCUCAUACCCUUUCUGGGAUGGUCACAUGAGACCCCAAUAUUGUGGGCGAGGUGGCCCAUUCAAGCUCUCAUGUGACGAGAAUAAGGAUAGUUCGAUUCAGAUGGGCAACCAAAGUUUCUUUGUGCACAACAUUAAUAUACUCAACUACACCAUCAAAACGGGGAGGGAAGACAUUCCUUAUGGUGAAAUCGAAGAGCGUGUUUGUUCUAAGGAUUUUGCCAACCUUAGUUUGGACCCAACUCUCUUCAAGUAUACCGAAAAUGUACACAACAUCACCAUAUUCUUGAAUUGUUCCUCUGGAGUUUCCAAUAAUGGUGUUGGACACUCUUUUCUGUGUCCAUAUCAUAGUUAUCAGAAUCAAGAUGCUUUCUUUGUGGAUGAGGAUGAUUCAGACAAAGAUAUAGAGCAACUAUUUAAUGCCUGCAACCGUAGAAUCCAAGUGCAGGCUUUACGCAACAUUCCUCAUUAUGGUGGUCCUGAAAGUGGAAUUAAUGCUCUUAGAGAUGCUUUCAUUGGUGGGUUUGAGGUGAAAUAUAAUGCUAGCUCUCAAGAAUGCAUAGAGUGCACGGAGAGUAAAGGAGCUUGCGGAGGGAAAGGAAGCAAUGAAUUUACCUGCUAUUGCCGGGAUGGAUUUGAUGCUUUGAAUUGCAAUGGUCACAGUGAUGAAUAUAAAAGCAGAUUGAAUCGGAAAAAGGGAAUCAUUAUAGGUGUUUCUUCUCUGUUUGGAGUAUCACUUGUAGCAAUCAUUGGCUAUUUCUUAUGGCAGCGCCGAAAGAAGAAUAGUUAUGCAAUGCCAUAUAUACAAUCUCGGAGCCUGUCUUCUGAUCCAUCACUGAAAGACACUGAGAAGGGAAGUCUAAACUUUGCGCCUGGAGUGCACCUCUUCUCCUAUGAUGAACUUGAAGAGGCCACAAAUUACUUUGACUCGUCUAGAGAACUAGGAGAAGGGGGAUUUGGGACAGUGUACUUUGGAAAACUACGUGAUGGCCGUUGUGUUGCAGUGAAGAGGUUGUAUGAGAACAAUUGCAGGAGAGUUGAGCAAUUCAUGAAUGAAAUUAAGAUCCUAGCUCGGUUAGUCCAUCCAAAUCUUGUGUCACUAUAUGGAUGCACCUCUCGCCACAGCCGUGAACUUCUGCUUGUAUAUGAGUACAUUUCUAAUGGAACUGUUGCUGAUCAUCUUCAUGGUGGAAGAGCCAAACCAGGAAACUUCCCUUGGCAUAUUAGAAUGAACAUUGCUGUGGAGACUGCAAGUGCAUUGAAAUAUCUUCAUGUUUCCGAUAUUAUCCACAGAGAUGUGAAAACCAACAAUAUACUUCUUGAUGAUCAAUUUCGUGUCAAAGUAGCAGAUUUUGGACUCUCACGCCUUUUUCCAAACCUUGUCACUCACAUUUCAACAGCUCCACAAGGAACUCCAGGUUAUGUGGAUCCAGAAUACCAUGAAUGCUACCAGCUUACCAUCAAAAGUGAUGUUUAUAGCUUUGGAGUGGUGCUAAUUGAGCUGAUAUCAUCGUUGCCUGCGGUUGAUAUCACGAGACAUAGGCAUGAAAUUAAUUUGGCCAACAUGGCCAUUAACAAGAUUCAUACUCAGGCACUGCAUGAGCUUGUAGACCCUACACUUGGCUUUGAAUCAGAUUAUAAGGUAAAGAAAAUGAUAAAUGCUGUGGCUGAGUUAGCAUUUCAGUGCUUGCAGAGUUCCAAAGAUAUGAGACCUUCUAUGGAUGAAGUGUAUGAUACUCUCAAGGAUAUACAAAGUGGAAGCAAUCAUAAAAGCCAACCUGAGGUAAUGGAUAUCUCAAGUUCAGCUGAUGAUGUUGUGUUGCUGAAGGAUGAUCCACCCCCACCGUCACCUGAUUCUAAUGCUGUGAGCAAAUCUACAACACCAAAUGCUAGUGGAUAAGUGAAUCUUCUUUCACAUUUCAAGAAGUUAACUUUAUCGAAGUUUAUAUACGCAGAGUUAGCAUCACACUGGAAGCAUCCACCAAUUAUAACCACCUGAGUUAUGUCAUCUGCUUAUGCAGAUAACUUUUCGGAUUGAGAUGUAUAAUAUAUAGAUGACAAAGCUCAGCUGCUAUGGUUAUGGAUUUUCAUCUUUUUAAUAAAUAUUAUUAAUUUUUUUUUCUCUACCAAUUACGAAAAAUUGAAUUGUAAGAUCCACCCAAAACUCUAAUCUCAAGAAGCAGAGCUUCCCAAGUAGCUAUUUUUUAAUCUUUUCUGUUUAAUAUUGAUCGCUCAGUGGAAAUGCAUUUUUAGAUACAUAAAACUUACAUGCUAGUGUAAAUUUGAAGAAAUAGAUUACAAG